This is a messenger RNA of Gossypium arboreum, 2193 nucleotides long. RefSeq lists its product as uncharacterized. NCBI's taxonomy places the organism in Eukaryota, Viridiplantae, Streptophyta, Magnoliopsida, Malvales, Malvaceae. The record is from RefSeq and is a predicted model, not a curated record. The annotation marks the transcript as partial. The transcript has 4 exons. Gene Ontology annotation, molecular function: nucleic acid binding; zinc ion binding.
AUGAUUUGGUGGGAACAACUAACCACUAGUCGGAGGUGUAACGGUGAACGUCCUAUCUCUACAUGGACCGAAAUGAAGGCGGUGAUGAGGCGACGAUUUAUCCCUGCGUACUACCACCGGGAGUUGCACCAAAAACUCCAAAAUCUCACACAAGGGUCCAAAAGUGUCGAGGAUUACUACAAAGAGAUGGAAAUCGAGAUGAUUCGAGCGGAUGUCCAAGAAGAUCCUGAAGCAACGAUGGCGCGAUUCCUGGCUGGUCUAAAUCGAGAUAUAGCAAACGUAGUGGAAUUACAACACUACAUUGAAGUGGUUGAUAUGGUCCAUAUGGCCAUCAAGGUGGAAAGACAACUCAAGAGAAAAGGCCCAAGUCGAGGGUUUCCCACUUCCAACCCUUCAAGGUGGAGCCAAGGAUCAAGUAAAGGACACGCUAAUCCAGCGAGGGAAGGAGACCACAGUACCUCCAAAACCAACAAGCCCAUCGCCGAAAUGAACAAAGGCAAGGCACCCGAAUCGUCAUACAAUCGAAAUCGGGAUAUUAAGUGUUUUAAGUGUCUCGGAAGAGGCCACAUAGCAAGCCAAUGCCCAAAUCGAAGGACCAUGGUCUUGCGAGCCGAUGGCGAGAUCGAAACUGAGGAUGAGGAGGAGAAAGAAUCUGAAUCAGCUUCUGAAGUCAAGGAGGACGUGGAACAACCCAUGGAAGGAGAACUACUUGUUGUAAAACGAAGUCUAAGUCUCCAAGGCGCGGAGAAUGAUCUUCAACGAGAGAAUAUCUUCCACACUCGGUGCCAAGUCGGAGGCAAAGUCUGUAGCGUCAUUAUCGAUGGAGGCAGCUGUACCAAUGUAGCAAGUACCAUGAUGGUUGAAAGACUUGGUUUACCUACUACCAAGCAUCCGAGCCCCUACAAACUACAAUGGCUCAACGACGGAGGAGAGCUUAAGGUAACGAAGCAAGUACUUGUCUCAUUCAACAUCGGCAAGUAUUCGGAUGAAGUUCUUUGUGACGUCGUACCGAUGCAUGCGGGGCAUUUGCUACUUGGCCGACCGUGGCAGUUUGAUCGACGAGUUCAACACGACGGGUAUACCAACCGGUAUACAUUCAAAUUCAUGGGAAAGAAUGUGACGUUGGCGCCAUUAACUCCCAAACAAGAAGCAUUAAUUUCUACUAACGAUUUACCCGAUACCCUACCCCCUCCUAUUUUGUCUUUGUUGCAGGAUUUCCAAGACGUUUUUUCGGAAGAAACCCCGAGUGGUCUUCCACCACUUCGUGGAAUUGAGCAUCAAAUUGAUUUCAUGCCAGGAGCGAUUAUUCCAAAUCGACCUGCUUACCGAGCCAAUCCGGAGGAGACCAAGGAGUUGCAAAGACAAGUCAAUGAGCUGAUGGAAAAAGGCUACAUUCGCGAGAGCCUAAGUCCCUGUGCUGUUCCCGUAUUAUUGGUACCGAAAAAGGACGGAACAUGGCGCAUAUGCGUGGAUUGCCGAGCCGUUAACAAGAUAACAAUCAAAUACCGUCAUCCCAUUCCUCGCUUAGAUGACAUGUUAGAUGAGCUUAGUGGGGCCAAAGUGUUCUCAAAAAUCGAUUUGAAGAGUGGCUACCACCAAAUUCGGAUACGAGAAGGAGACAAAUGGAAAACAGCAUUCAAGACCAAGCACGGACUAUACGAAUGGCUGGUUAUGCCUUUUGGCCUUACCAACGCUCCAAGUACGUUCAUGAGACUAAUGAACCAUGUCUUAAGGCCUUUCAUCGGAUUUGUAGUUAGUGCGGAUGGUCUUGAGGUAGACCAAGAGAAGAUUAAGGCCAUACGAGAUUGGCCAAGGCCUCACGAGCGCCAACAUAAGUUGAACCGAUGCCACGCGAAGUGGGUUGAAUACCUUGAGUCGUUUCCGUAUGUCAUCAAAUAUAAGAAAGGUAAAGAUAAUAUUGUGGCUGAUGCGCUUUCAAGAAGGUAUACUCUGUUAUCAUAUUUGGGUUCUAAGAUUCUUGGUUUUACAUUAUUAAAAGAUUCCUAUGUAAACGAUUCCGAUUUUGGAGAGAUAUUUGUUUCUUGCGAGAAAGGUCCUUUUGAAAAUUUUUAUAGGUACGAGGGCUAUCUUUUUCGAGAAGGUAAACUAUGGAUUCCUUGUGGAUCUGUUCGAGACCUAUUAGUGCAUGAGGCGCAUAGUGGCGGGCUUAUGGGACACUUCGGAGUCAAUAAG